AUGUCCCAAAUUCCAUCUGGCAUGGGUGGAGGUUUAAGUGUUUAUAGUUCACGUACUGCAAUCCAAGCAGCAGUUUCACAUCAAAACAUGACACUGGCAAUUACAACUCUCGUUUUAUUUUCUAGUAUUGGAAGUGCAGUUGGAAGCGCAAUUGCUGCUGCUAUUUGGAAUAGCAAAACACCUGCUAAUUUAAGAAAAUAUAUGCCAGAUAACAUAACAGAUGAACAAGUGCGAAAUUUCUUUGGAAACUUGAAAUUAUUACGGAAGUACCCAAUGGGUAGUUCAGUCAGAAGUGCAGCUAUAUAUGCAUAUAUUGAUACUGUUUAUUACCUUUUUCUCCUGCAUUAG
This is a messenger RNA of Debaryomyces tyrocola, 348 nucleotides long. The record is from the annotation of a GenBank genome assembly. NCBI's taxonomy places the organism in Eukaryota, Fungi, Ascomycota, Pichiomycetes, Serinales, Debaryomycetaceae.